CUUAUGCCAACCGGAUUUAGAAUUUUUUGUCGGUCUUUACUUUAUGUCAAUUUUAUUGUUGUUAUUUUGAAUUAGAGUUUAAGUAAAAUGAUGUUGACCAAAUUCAGACAAAGCCAAAGCGACAUGGUUUAGAAAUAAGUCAUUAUUGAUUUGCUGGUUCAAAAAUCUCAAGAAUAUGUUAGAUGACGAACAUGAUGAAUUACCACUGGUCUCAGUCGGCAGUGGGAACUACAACUUGAGUCAUUUUUCAAUGCCACCUGCCGAUGUGCUAGCAUCGCAAAGGGCUCGAGAACAAGAGUGCGAGCGGGAACUGAGACUGCUCCGAGAGCUGCAUGCUGCAGACAAUGGCAAGUGUACCUUGGAGGAGCUGCAGAGUACGCCCAGCAACUCCAGCGAGUUGGACGAACUAUUAUUAGUAGAAGCUAAUGAUGCAUCAACUAGGCAUGUGUCAGUCAAAAUGAGCGACUUCAUAACUCAACUCACGGCACAUUUGCCGGAGGGUGAUUCACAAUUUUUAAGGGACUAUCUAGAAGUACUACAACAUGAAUCGCCAGAUAUAACAAAAUUAGUCAACAAAGAGAUGUUAAGUGUGAUAGAGGCGGGGCUGGCGGGGGCCUGUGGGUGGCUGCAGGGUGCAUCGGUGUGCUGCAUUGUGUGGUUGUGUGCGCUGUGCCUGGCGGGCGAGGCAGGCUUGCGGGGGCGACGUGCCCUACAUGCUCAAUUGCAACAUGCCACCACACAACAGUUGUUAGAGGUGUCGCAUGUGAUGUGCGGUGCACUGCAGGCGCCGCACCUCCUGCUGCGGCUGAGUGACGCGCUGCGCGGUCCUGGCGCCCCUGCGCGCCUCGCUGACCACCUCGUGCACCAUGCACUCACUCAGUGUGAGAGCCAGGGCUCCGAUGCGGGUUCGUGGCGCAGCCUGACGCACGUGCAGUUGGCGGGGCGCGCUGCGGCAGCGGGCAGGCCUGCGCCACGCCUCGCGGCUCCACGGAACCGCGACCACAAGGACGCCAUCAAGAUGGCGGUGGCUGUGUGCCGGUUGGACCACCUCUGCCGCAACAACAACAACAGCAGCGGAAACACUGCAGAACUUAAGUAGAGACAUCACCCGUGAGGCUCGUACCCUAACUACUACUUCCGGUGCGGAGCUGAGGCUCUGCGGGCUGCGGGACAGUCACAGUACUUGUUGUUGCCUCAAGUGGCCCAACUCUUCUGGAAGUAUUGAAAGAAAGCAAUUGAAUGCGUCAGGCCCGAGGCUAGGCGUGCGGCAGGUCGAGACCGAGGCGCGCCAGCUGCAGCGUGAGCGCGGCGCCCACCAGCCGGCGGUCGUAGGUGCCGCGGCACUGCCAUCUGCACACCACACAUUACAUCUGUGCCAUCAUUACACAUGCAUCACAUGUCUUAUUAAAUCAAUCAUAUGAAAAAAA
Molecule: messenger RNA, 1427 nt
Organism: Papilio xuthus (Asian swallowtail)
Lineage: Eukaryota; Metazoa; Arthropoda; Insecta; Lepidoptera; Papilionidae
Exons: 7
Coding region: 176-1099 (307 amino acids)
Source: RefSeq, a predicted model, not a curated record